UCCUUUUUAGUAAUCGAACGAUCAUGGAUUCAACGACCAGUGAAGGAGCCUCUUCCUUUUCCUCUUCGUCUACUUCUUUCACCCGUUCAUCCUCUUCGUCUACUUCUUUCACCCAUCCAUGGAGAUAUGAUGUCUUCCUCAGUUUUAGAGGCGAGGAUACCCGCUACAAUUUUGUAGGUCAUCUGUACAACAAUUUGAGUCAGAUGGGAAUCAAAACCUUCAUGGACGAGGAGGCGCUUAAAAGAGGAGAGGAAAUAUCGUUGGCGCUUCUCAAAGCAAUUGAGGAUUCGAGGAUUUCUGUUGUUGUCUUCUCCGAAAACUAUGCUUCCUCACGGUGGUGCUUAGAUGAACUCGUUCACAUCUUUCACUGUAAAGAACAACAGCAGCAGAUGGUUUUUCCAGUCUUUUUCAAGGUGGAUCCAUCGGAUGUGAGAAACCAAAGAGAGAGUUUCGGUAAGGCACUUGCUGACCAUGAAAGCAAACUCAAAGAUAACAUGGACAAGGUGUUGAGAUGGAGAGAAACUCUUACAAAAGCAGCAAAUUUGUCUGGCUGGUCAUUCCUGGCCGACGGGCAUGAAUAUAAAUUUAUUCAAAAAAUUGUUGAAGAGAUUUAUGACCAAGUUUUCGAGAGUACCCAUCUGAAAGUGGUAAAGUACCCAGUUGGAAUAGAGUCACGUGUCAAACAAUCCAGUUCGGUUUUUUUGGAUCCUCCUGUCCUCGAUCGCAAGCAAUUAGCCCUCCAACGCCGUGAAGGACAAACCGAAGAUCAAAAGUGCCACCAGCACCAUUUACUCUCCAGUCUCGCCCUCCCAAACCGUUCCUCCGACGCCGCACCGCCCGCAACCACCGCCAAUCCUGAUCAAGACCGAGAUCGAGAUCGAGAUCGCAGUCCUUCAAAGGCACAAGAUUGCAGGCAGCUGGAAACUCAGAUAAGGGGGAAGGUGUUGUUGCAGAACGGGACGAAUCUGAUAGUUUUGGGAUUCAUCGUUUUGUUUAUCAUCAUCGUACUAUUUAUACUAGUGGUGAGAAGUAGAUACGCGCCCGCCUAGGCUAUGGAGGUCGCCCAAAAAAGAAUAAUACUUGAUUUCAUGAAUAAGAAUUCAUACUUAAAAUUUAUAAUUAGAAUAAUUUAAAUUAUAAAUCACUUUACAAGCUUCUACACAUCUUUGA
Messenger RNA from Malus domestica (apple), 1170 nucleotides. Its product is annotated as disease resistance protein RPV1-like. NCBI's taxonomy places the organism in Eukaryota, Viridiplantae, Streptophyta, Magnoliopsida, Rosales, Rosaceae. Gene Ontology annotation, biological process: signal transduction. The record is from RefSeq and is a predicted model, not a curated record.